AUUCAAAUUCAAGAUUGUAAAUCAAGUCAACAUAAGGAAAUGAUGUUAAACCUUCCUAGCAAUUUGACCACAAACUUCCGAUCCCAAAUUCUAUCUAUAUAUGCAUCAGUUCUUGAUAAUCUUGUUGAUUUCCACCGUUGAAAGAGAAGAUGUAUGUAACAAGGCGACUCUCUUUCUAUUUGAGAGAUCCUUCAGCUCUAUCUUUGCCACCUCCUGAGGGUCCGAAUUCUGGGAUACUCGUCAUACAAGAUGAAGAAGCACAACCCACUUGCUGUUUUGGACUGUGCUAUAGCGACCAAGUAAAGAACUUCCCUUUCCCUCAAAAUUAUAACUUAAACGUCCGGUACACAACUCAAGCUGGUCAACAUCAAAGUGUUUCUGUAAACCGUGUUGCUUUCAUUCCUGUUCUUAAUCAACCCUUGUCUUCCAAUCAAUACUACUGCAUAGAACGAGCAGGGAAGAAUAAAGGGAAAGCUUAUAUAAAUUCAAAGGAGGAGGACAAAACGACAUGCUGUUUCUGCAACUGUAUUAAUGAUUUUGAACCAGCACCAUUAGCUCCUCAAGACACAUAUCAACAAUUCGAAAUUCAACGUAGAGAUUGGGGAGGUUUUGUCGGGAAAUCCACAACUUCAGAUGGAUACCCUCCAAAUUUCUUAAGAAGAAAGGGUUGGAGAUUAUAUACAACAUCUCCGCUCAAGUUCGAUUUAAACGAAGCACAAGGCGUAGACAACACUCUCCGUUUUCGCCUUCCAGACUCUAGCAACAUUUCCUUGUCACAGAAAACUUCUCAACCUGUUGUAGUGGGAAAAUGGUAUUGCCCUUUCAUGUUUAUUAAAGAUGGAGCAGUUCAAGAUCAAUUUGAUAGUUCAAGAUACUAUGAAAUGACAUUGCAGCAAAAAUGGGAGCAAAUUUUCGCCUGCGAAAAUAAUAAUAAUAAUGAAGGGAAUGCUCCUGUUAUCGUGGAUGUUGCAAUUGAAAAUGAAGUAGUUAAGAUUGGUAGUGAAAAGAUUAUGUAUGGUGAUGAUAAUUUAGUUGACGGAGUGAUGUGGUUUGGUAAUGUAGGGUUAAGUUCAGUAAUUAUUGAGAGAAUUAAGUGGGAGGAAGAGAGGUUUGGGUGGAUUAGUGGAAGUCAAAAGGAAGUGAAGAUUAAGAGAGUUGAGGAAUUUAGAGGUGCAGGUGAGUGGAAGAAAUUUGGUUGCUAUGUUUUGGUGGAGAGUUUUGUAUUGAAAAGAAUGAAUGGAAGCUUAUUAUUGACUUAUGAAUUUAGGCAUACUCAACAUGUUACUAGCAAAUGGGAAUAGUGGUGUUCUGUUCUUUUUUUUUUCUUCAUUUUUUAAUGUUUAAUUAGGUUUGGGAUGAUGUUGUAUUGAUAUUGUAUUGUUUUGAUUUGGUAUGUAAAAUUGAAUGUAUUGUACUCUAUUGGAUUGGAUAAUAAUGAUAUUGUUUAUUUUUCUUUUCAUGUUUA
Messenger RNA from Jatropha curcas, 1465 nucleotides. RefSeq lists its product as uncharacterized. The record is from RefSeq and is a predicted model, not a curated record. Lineage: Eukaryota; Viridiplantae; Streptophyta; Magnoliopsida; Malpighiales; Euphorbiaceae.